Podarcis lilfordi (Lilford's wall lizard) is the source of this 41177-nucleotide messenger RNA. Lineage: Eukaryota; Metazoa; Chordata; Lepidosauria; Squamata; Lacertidae. The record is from the annotation of a GenBank genome assembly.
AUGGGCAUCAUGACGGGCACACCAUGGGGCUUCAGCCAGAGCUUGGCACACCUUCUGGCCCCACGCUUGGCGCCCUGCUCAGCGCUGCUGCUGGUGGUGCACUUGGCAGCAAUGCUGGAGCAGCUGGAGGGUGAGCUAUGCGCUGCCUGCCCGGCGCUCUGCAUGCGCAGCCUACCCGCCGACUUGGCCUCGGACGAUGGGCCGCAGCGCGUGGUGCACACCUCUUGGGAGCUCCACGGGGACAGGCCGAUGAAACUGCUGCUGCUCGUCAAAAACGCUGGUGAGCGGGCGGUGCCGAGACGGGAUCCUGAGUGCGUGCAGAGUGCAUUCCUCCUCCAGGUUCAGAGGCAGCUGCAGGACCAGCUUGCAGGGUAUUUAUGUUUUUCAAAAUAUAGUCCGGCCCCCCACAAGGUCUUAGGGACAGUGGACCGGCCCCCUGAUGAAAAAGUUUGCUGACCCCUGGUCUGGGGUAUUGUUUACAUACUGACUUGGGUGAAUAGCAUCUCGCAUAGGAGGUCUUCCAAUGCUACCAUGAUUAUCUAUAGGAAAUGAUUUCCUGGACUCAUGUGAGGAAUCCCUGAAAAGCUUCUGAGAAAACCCAGGAUUCCGCAGCACACAGGAUAUUUCUUACCAUUGCCUAAGAGUAUAAUUUGUAACUUGCCAGGUUGGUGGUUCUGCCUCAUGCCAUAUAGAUUGACACACAUCCGUUCCCUUGCUGAGUGGAAACUGAUGUUCUAAUUCUUAACAGCUUCAGGAUGUGAGGUAAAUCAUUGGUGCGCUUCCUCUCUUGUUCAGAGAAUGACUUGGUCAAAUCCUAUAAACCCCCCUGUGAUCCUUGGAUGAAGGGUGGUAUAUAAAUUUUAUAAACAAAAUAAAUAAAUACCUGCAACUCUCUGCCCCAUAGAUGAGGGUGGAAAAUUCAAUUUUGUUUGCAUCUUUAUGAGCAAUGAUCUAAUUCACGUUUUUUUCCCAACCAACAUACAAACCAAAAGGUUUCUGGGUUUUGCGAUGCCAACAACAACAGGUACAAACAUGCCUAUAUUAGGGGAAAUUGUGCAUAAAAAUGCAUAUAUUUGUGAAAAUAGCAUACAGAAAUGCAUCAUAUUAAGGGGAACUGCUUGCCAAAGUGUGUAUAUGAGUCAAGAGUGCAAAGAAAAUCUGUUGAUGAAGAGAAAUUUGCAACAAAGUGCUGAUGAAUUUUCUUGGUUUCCUUAAAAAAAAAUUGCCAGGGAAAUAUGGAGAGCUGAAUUUAAGGCUGAGAGAAACAGAAUCAACCAUCCCUACCCAUGACUUCCUGGUUCCUUUGCCCUUCAUGGUGGAACUUGACAAGCUCCACCCAUGAGUGACAUCAGAUACUAUGGCUCCACCCAUUACAGGUUAACCCAAGUCGCAAAGGGUGUUAGCAUCAAAUGGGGACUUGGAUGACAAUUCACCCUUCGGCUUCAUCUUGAAAGCUGGCCUCCAUCUCUCUCUAUCUGCUGCAUUACGUACCACAGAAAUAUUCCUAUGAGAAGCUUCUCACUAAUCAGGCUGUUAAAUUAAACUGCUCUAAAUUUAUUUUAUGUGAUGCAUAAAGUUCACAGGCAGAGGCACCCAGAGUAGUAUCGCUGACCUUUCCCAGCGAGUCCUGCACCAUCUGAGCUUCUCCUUUCCUACCAAUUGGCUGCGAACCACUCUUUCCUCCGACAGCUAUUCCCUCUCUGCGCUCUCCCAGACCUGAAGGAUUUAUUUUGAUGAGUCCCUCACCCACAUAAUGACUUUAAAAUUCCUGAGGUCCAUACCUUCGAACGUAGCUGGGAAUUCAAGGUAAUGCCAAUUAACAAGGCAGGGCUCAGAAGCACGGAUGGAAUUAGCUGUCCCUUCUCCAUGGAAUACCGUCGUAAGUGGAUGUGAGAUUCUUGACAGCUUCGGAGUUCAACCUCUUAAAUCUUCGCAUUCUGUGCAUACAUGCAAGCUCAAAGCAUCAGGUGACGAAAUUUAUUUGUUGCAUUUUGUAUCCCAUUCUUCUUCCGUGACAGAACUCAAGGUGAUCUGCAACAGGGCCCCCAGGCCCCCCACCAUCCAAGCACUGACCUGUCCCAGAUCUGCAAAACUCCAGCAGUGCUGCCAUUAUCAGGUAAAGGGACCCCUGACCAUUAGGUCCAGUCGCGGACGACUCUGGGAUUGCGGCACUCAUUUCGCUUUAUUGGCCGAGGGAGCCGGCGUACAGCUUCCGGGUCAUGUGGCCAGCAUGACUAAGCCGCUUCUGGCAAACCAGAUCAGCGAACGGAAAUGCCGUUUACCUUCCCGCCAGAGUGGUACCUAUUUAUCUACUUGCACUUUGAUGUGCUUUUGAACUGCUAGGUUGGCAGGAGCAGGGACCGAGCAAUGGGAGCUCACCCCAUCACAGGGAUCCGAACCGCCGACCUUAUGAUUGGCAGCCCUAGGCUUUAUGGUUUAACCCACAGCCCCACCCAUGUCCUGCCAUUAUCAGGUACCUUCAGACAAGUGCUGAAAUCCAUCCUUCCAGUUUCUCAAAAAGUCUUUCCCUUUCUGCAAAAGAGGUGCCCUUUCCUCCAACUCAUUCUCAAGGCACUUGAUAAUUUUGGCUGGUGUAAGCUUGCCUGGUAUAGUGGUACCUUGGUUCUCAAGCUUAAUCCGUUCCGGAAGUCCAUUCCAAAACCAAAGUGUUCCAAAACCAAGGCGUGCUUUCCGAUAGAAAGUAAUGCAAAAUGGAUUAAUCAGUUCAAGAAGGACACUGACAAACUGGAACGUGUCCAGAGGAGGGCAACCAAAAUGGUCAAAGGCCUGGAAACGAUGCCUUAUGAGGAACGGCUAAGGGAGCUGGGCAUGUUUAGCCUGGAGAAGAGGAGGUUAAGGGGUGAUAUGAUAGCCAUGUUCAAAUAUAUAAAAGGAUGUCACAUAGAGGAGGGAGAAAGGUUGUUUUCUGCUGCUCCAGAGAAGCGGACACGGAGCAAUGGAUCCAAACUACAAGAAGGAGACUCCACCACACUCCUGACAGUAAGAGCUGUUCGACAGUGGAAUUUGCUGCCAAGGAGUGUGGUGGAGUCUCCUUCUUUGGAGGUCUUUAAGCAGAGGCUUGACAACCAUAUGUCAGGAGUGCUCUGAUGGUGUUUCCUGCUUGGCAGGGGGUUGGACUCGAUGGCCCUUGUGGUCUCUUCCAACUCUAUGAUUCUAUGAUUCUAUGAUUCUAUGAUUCUAUGGUUCCAGACUUUUAAAAAACAACCCCUAAAACAGCAAUUUAACAUGAAUUUUACUGUCUAAUGAGACCAUUGAUGCAUAAAAUGAAAGCAAUAAAGAAGGUACUGCAGUCACAGAAUAAAUAAAUCAGUAGCUGGACUGGGUUCCACACAAUCACAAAAACAAAACAAAAGAGCCACACACAAAAAAGAGGAAAAAUAAAUAGCAAAAACAGACAGACCUCAGCGUAAUGGAAGUGUGGCACUCAAAUUGAAAGCGUAACACUCAAAACGGAGCACGUUUGGCUUCCAAAAAAAGUUCACGAAUCAGAACACUUACUUCUGGGUUUGCAGUGUUUGGUUUCUAAGUUGUUUGAGUACCAAGGCGUUUGAGAACCAAGGCACCACUGUGUGAAGUUGUGAAGCAGUCAGGGGUUAAGGGGCAUGUGUGCUUUUAUUUCCAUUAACAAUUUCUCCAGAAUUCUGCAGCCUCCCCAGUUGCCCACUCUUCCUGAUCUGGAAAGGUUCAAUGCGAGGAGUUAUUUCAGUGUCAUCCAUUGGGCAUUAGUUGGCCAAGGGAAGUAAUAGUACCGCUCUAUUCAGCCUUGGUCCGGCCCCCACCUGGAGCCUUGUGUCCAGUUCUGGGCACCACAAUUUGAGAAGGAUGUUGCCAAGCUGGAAUGUGUGCAGGGAAGGGUGAGCAAGAUAAUAAAAUCAUUUGGAAAUCAAGCCUUAUGAGGAAUGGUUGGCUAUGUUUAGCCUGGGGGAGAGGAGACAGAGAGGAGAUAUGAGAGCCAUCUUCAAAUAUCUCAAGGUCUGUCACAUGGAGGAUGGAGCGAGUUUGUUUUCUCCUGGACUUGAACCAAUGUCUUCAAGUUACAAGAAAGGAGAUUCUGGCUAAACAUUAAGAAGAACAUUCUGACAGUAAGAGCUGUUCAACAGGGGCAGGACUUUUUUUCAGCCGGAACUCAUCUGAACUCAGUACCAGUACCUCUCAGGUGGGCACCAUUGCCAUUAUAAGAGAACAAGGGAGGCAUUCAUAGUGAGUUCCGGCACCUCUUUUUGUAGAAAAAUAGCACUGGUGAAAAUGCUUACACUGAGGUAAAGAGUGCAUAAAAAUGCUUAUCUUGGGGAAAAUAAUAUACCAAAAGUGCAUUGGAGAAAAUUGCUUUGCGAAAAAUUCAAAUAUUGGGGGAAAUUGCAUACAAUCACGUGUAUAUUAGGAGACAUUCGCUCAUUUUUCAUGAUUUGAUUUUUUAAAAAUGUAAACUGAUGUGUAAAUGUGGAGAACUGAACUUUAGAUUGGGAGGAAAAAAUGAGGAACUGGAAGAAAUAAAAAUUGCCUGAUGCAUGCAUGCCUAGCACCAGAAGCUGUGAAAUCUUCUGAACACCUCAGGUUAAGUACUUAAUUCGUUCCGGAGGUCUGUUCUUAACGUGAAACUGUUCUUAACCUGAAGCACCACUUUAGCUAAUGGGGCCUCCUGCUGCUGCUGUGCUGCUGGAGCACGAUUUCUGUUCUCAUCCUGAAGCAAAGUUCUUAACCUGAAGCACUAUUUCUGGGUUAGUGGAGUGUGUAACCUGAAACAUAUGUAACCCGAGGUACCACUGUAGCUGGAAAAAGAAGGUGGAGUGGGAUGCUUUUGGGGCUUGGAUCCUGCUCACUGGUUUCCCCCAGGCAUCUGUUAGGCCACUGUGAGACAAGAUGCUGGACUAGGUGGGUCACUGGGAGGCUCUUCUUACGCAAUGAAAAACCCACUGCCAAGGGGUUCUGUGUUCCAGUUCUCCUCCAGUUGACAAAGUAGCAUGCGGACAGUCCUGACCUCCACAUUUCCUAAUCCAUUUAUGACUGUGUGUCGAUCUGAACCCUGAUUAACCCCCAAAAAAUGGCACAUCUAAAAACCGCGGGCCUCGUUGGCUCCAACUCUGCUCUUUAUAUGUGUGUGUUCAGGAUAUUUUUUUAAAAAAAGAAGGAUGACUGAGUAAGGGAUUAUUUGGAAGCUGGAAGCUGCACAUUGAAUUUCUGGCAACCCUCAUCCUUGUUCUCGCUGUAGUUCCUAAUUGACUGAAUGAAGCCUUUUCAACAAAGGUGUGAAUGUCAGUCCCUCAGUGGCUCGGCUGUGGCCUACAAACAGCCCAUUGCUAAGCAACACUUGGCAACAUCCGCACUGGGGGCUGAAUAGCUUCCCCCGCCGAUGCGGAGCAGAAGCCUUUGCCGAUCUCCCUCCCUGGCACUGGUGGGCUUGAAAACCAUCACAGGAACUGUGUUGAUUGAACUGUCAGGUGGUAAAUGAUUGACACAAAGCACAAGUGCUUCUUCUGUUAACGCUCUGGCAUGCUGUCGUUGGACUACUUCCUGGGAAAUGCCAUCCAAUUACGCCAGAUGUACCACCGAGAGAAAUGCCAACCUGUUUUGCGGGGUGCAGGGAAAGAACUAGCGUCGCUCUUUGGUGCCUAUUGAGAUAUGUAGCGGCUACGUCCAGCGUUCUGUGCAUCCAGAGAGAAUGGGUGGAGAGGGUUGUGUUGCUUACAUGCCAAUUGCUGUCAUCCGUCUGUCUCGAAGAACAAUGGAGUGUGCCUCUGGAGGUGAAGUCAAACAACUGCAUUAGCAGCACCGGAGUGAUCUCUCUGGGGUCCAAGCCUGGUGUUAGGUGUGUGUGCAGGAGCCAGGCCCUGUGACCAAUAGGAAGACUGGGGCCUUCCUACGUUUGUUCUGAAGAGGCACACAGGUGAGGCCGAUUGGUAACUCACAGCACCUGGUGGCAAGAGCCGGGAAGGGAUAUAAGGUCAGCAUUUCCCUUCCCUUCAGCUCUUUGCCACAGCAACAUGCUUCCUGCCCUGCUGUGUUUGGCUUCUUGCUUCCUGAUUCUUGAUUCUCGGACCCUUGACUCCUUGCUGCUUGAUCCUUGGACCCCUCACUUCGUGACUCCUUGCUUCCUGACCCUCGGACCCUUGGCUUCCUGACUCCUGGCUUCUGGACCCCCGUUCCUGCUCCCACCCCGCCAUCUUGCCCCCAGUCCUGACGUCCCCUGCCAGGACUUCGAUCGCCCGUGAACCGGACCGUGACACCUGGGCAGUGUGUGUGGAGGUCCUGGACUGCCCAGAUGACAAGACCCCCCUCUCAGCCUCUCUGAUGUGGUCCAAAAGAGAGCAGAACAAUUUGCUUGGCACCAUCUUGACUGCAGGAGAUGCCGGAAGGAGGCGUACAAGGCGCCACCCAACCAUCUUAGAGACUCCAUUCCAGAUGUGUGUAUAGUUUACUCCUUAGCCCUUUCUUCUCCUGAAUAUGUCCCACAAGGCAGUAGAGGUUCAGGAUCAGAGUUGUCCUUCUCCUAGAUAGGCCACCUUCCCCAGGUGGAUGAGCCUCACCUGCCCCUCAAUUCCCUCUAGAGCAGCCUUUCUCAACCUGUGGGUCCCCAGACGUUGAACUACAACUCCCAUCAUCCCUAGCUAGCAAGGUCAGAGCUCAGGGAUGAUGGGAGUUGUAGUCCAACAACAUCUGGGGACCCACAUGUUGAGAACCGCUGCUCUAGAGCAUGUGCAAAAGUUACCUUCUGGACCACUAGACCCACUAUUGCUCUUGUCCACUCAAGCCUGCCUUUGCAUGCAACUCAUCAAGCUUUUGAGACCUAUCAGCUCCCCUCACCUGGUUUAACCAACCAGUCAAAGCCAUUCCUGGGAUUGUGCCCACUGUUGCAUGCUGAUAGCUCCUAGGAGCCACAGGUGAGAUCUGUGUGCAUGGUGGGGACCAAAGGUGGACAAACCACCCCAGAGGUAGCAUAACAUGUCCCCCAUCAGAGGUACAUGACCCUCUCCUAGUUCUCCAUUCACCCCAUAUGCUAAUAGUUGAGUUGGUUAGUUCUCAGUAAUCUGGGUGUGCAAACAGCUUUUCAGAUUCAAUUGGUAUUUAUAGGCUAAGUACCAGCCCAGGGCUUCUCAGGGACUGCAGGCAACUGCCAGAUAAAGAGUCAGGUCCCAGGUCCAUCCAGCUCUGACUGGCAGCUGCUCUCCAGAAUUUCAGUAAGGCCCCUCUCCUAGCCCUACUAGGGAUUAAACCUGGGACCUCCUGUAAGCAUGUCUAUAUAAGAACAUAAGAACCCCACUGGAUCAGGCCCAAUACCUCCAUCCUGCUCUCACAGUGGCCUGGGUACGUGGGUGGCGCUGUGGUCUAAACCACUGAGCCUCUUGGGCUUGCCUAUCAGAAGGUUGGCAGUUCGAAUCCCCGUGAUGGAGUGAGCUCCCAUUGCCCUGUCCCAGCUUCUGCCAACUUAGCAGUUUGAAAGCACGCCAGUGCAAGUAGAUAAAUAGGUACCACUGCGGCGGGAAGGUAAACGGUGUUUUCUUGCACUCUGGUUUCCAUUGCACCAGAAGCGGUUUUGUCAUGCUGGCCGCAUGACCUGGAAAGCUGUCUGUGGACAAACGCUGGCUCCCUCGGCCUGAAAGUGAGAUGAGUGCCGCAACCCCAUAGUCAUCUUUGUGGCCAAGUAGACAGCCUUGGAAAGCCCAGGACCUGAGCGAGUGCAACAGAACUCUUCCUCAUGAGAUUCCCUAAAACUGGUACUCAGAGGUACGUUGCCUCUGACAGUGGAGGUAGAAGAUAACCACAAUGCAUAGUAACCCCAGAUAUUGUUGUCCUCCAUGAAUUUGUCAUUGACAUUCAUAGAUGCAACAGUCCAGGAAGUUGGCUUACACUGAGUCAGGCUCUUUGUCCAUCUAAUUUUUAUUUUAUUUUUUUACUUUUUGCAGCAGUUCUCUGGGAUUUCAGACCCAAAUCCCUUCCCAGCCCUCCCUGAAGAUGGCACCCUCCCCCUCCUCUUCUGCUGAGGAAAUCUCUGUUAUCACAAGUAGAGAGAGAUACAGGAAACUAGAGGUGCACCCAUGUUGGACGAAGCGUGAAUUCUGAGUCUAAGCCACCCACUCUGGGGAUAUUUGGGCAGCUUCCCAAACAAAGCAGGCUGGCUCUAAAAGCAUUGGAGCUGCCUCUCAGCUUCUGAGGGAGCAGUAGCAGACUUUGGGACCUCAAAUUUCAGCAGUGUCAUGCUAAAAUUCAGUGUCUCCUGCCUCUUGCACUCCGCUCUACAGCAUUUUGUGGUCACCCCCUGCAGUAUGGAGCCCAGUGCAUUCCCACUGGCCGCACUACCUUAAAGGCACCUACGGAGAGCAGCCUUUUUAAAACUGUUGUUACACCCAGUUUGAUACACUUUUGGACCUCCCAGAAGCUCCACAAGCUCUCCAGAAAUGGAGAAUAUCUGGGAGGGAAAUGUAGCUCUGUUGCUAACGAUUGCAGCAUCCAAUCAGGGAAUAACUUUCUCACAAACUCCCUAAGCGGCACCAAUAACCUUUCCUGCUCUCAGCCUCAGUCUUUCAUCUGUAUUAUGGGCAUAAUAAUGCUGACCAACCUUGCAAUAGCGUUUCAAGAAUCGCGACAGGAUUAUUUUGGCAUUCAUUUGAAAGAUUUAUUCAAAGCACUUAUUCAAAGAGCUCUUAGCAGUGCACAGAUAGAACUGCAGAUAAGGCACUGCUAAAAUCAAAAUUUGAAACCAUUCAGAAAACACGCAUAUAACACCGGUCCUGAGAGAUCUGCACUGGCUCCCAGUACGUUUCCAAGCACAAUUCAAAGUGUUGCUGCUGACCUUAAAAGCCCUAGACAGCCUCGGUCCUGUAUACCUGAAGGAGCAUCUCCACCCACAUCAUUCAACCCGGACACUGAGGUCCAGCGCCGAGGGCCUUCUGGCGGUUCCCUUGCUGCGAGAAGCCAAGUUACAGGGAACCAGGCAGAGGACCUUCUCGGUAGUGGCACCCACCCUGUGGAACGUCCUCCCAUCAGAUGUCAAGAAAAUAAGCAACUAUCCUAUUUUCAAAAGACAUCUGAAGGCCUGUUGUCUUUGUCCAUGGAGUUUUCUUGGCAGGGAUACUGGAGUGGCUUGCCGGUUCCUCCUCCAGGUGGAUCACGUUUGGUCAAAACUCUCCACUAUGACCUGUUCAUCUUGGGUGCCAGGCUCGGCAUAGUUCAUAGCUUCUCUGAGUUAUUCAAGCCCCUUCACCAUAGCAAGGCAGUGAUUCAUGAAGGGGUCCGUAUAGUAAAAGCUAUGGUUUUCCCAGUAGUGAAGUAUGGAAGUGAGAGCUGGACCAUAAAGAAGGCUGAUCGCCGAAGAAUUGAUGCUUUUGAAUUAUGGUGCUGGAGGAGACUCUGGAGAGUCCCAUGGACUGCAAGAAGAUCAAACCGAUCCAUUCUGAAGGAAAUCAGCCCUGAGUGCUCACUGGAAGAACAGAUCGUGAAGUUGAGGCUCCAAUACUUUGGUCACCUCAUGAGAAGAGAAAAGACCCUGAUGUUGGGAAAGAUGGAGGGCACAAGGAGAAGGGGACGACAGAGGAUGAGAUGGUUGGAUGGUAUUCUCGAAGCUACCAGCAUGAGUCUGUCCAAACUGCAGGAGGCAGUGGAGGACAGAAGUGCCUGGCGUGCUCUGGUCCAUGGGGUCACGAAGAGUCAGACACGACUAAACGACUAAACAACAACAACAACAAUCUGAAGGCAGCCCUGUUUAGGGAAGUUUUUAAUAUUUAAGGCUGUAUUGUUUUUAAUACUCGAUUGGGAGCCGCCCAGAGUGGCUGGGGAAACUCAGUCAGAUGGGCGGGGUAUAAAUAAUAAAUUAUUAUUAUUAUUAUUAUUAUUAUUAUUAUUCCAUCAUUAUUAAAAUACAGUUAAAACCAGUAUGUGAACAGUCUGUAGCUGUAUUACUGUACAUGUUACUGAACUGCUUUGUGGUUAUUGUUCACCAGCUGCCCUAAAUUAUUGUAAUUGUAAUUAUUUAUUGCAUUCAUCCGAGGAGCUGAAGGCGGUGUACACCAUUCUCGUCCUUCCCAUUUCAUCCCCACAACAACCCUGUGAGGUAGAUUAGGCUGAGAGUGAGUGAUUGGCCCAGAUCGCCCAGCUAGCUUCAUGACUGAGUGGGAUUCAAACCCUGGUCUCCCAAGUCCUAGUUCAACACUCUAACCACCACACCACACUGGAUCUCUUAAUGUGCAGUGACACAGACCACCACCCCUUCCAUCCUUGUGUGGGAUUCAGAUGCAGACAUGAUACAGAGGAACAGACUCGUAACUCCAGCGACAGCUUUCUUCUACAAAAUUCUGUUCUCUCUUCUCCUCCCCUGGUUUCAUCAGCGAGCAAGAGUCCAAUUUUAACUGACCUAGUAGUGAUAGAGAGAUCUGUUGCUUUAUCUCUUACAUGGCAUGCAAGGGGGGGGGGGAAAUUAAAACUCAUUCCACUCAAUCUAAUCAGCACGAAUGAAUAAAUGCUUUCUAAUCAGGCACCUUUAACCACUAUCUCUGACAUCUGGGUCCAGCAGCAAGCCAUAAGAACUGCCUGAAAUAGGAGAUUUAUUUCCAUAUCCUGUGCAGAACAAACUCGGUGCUUUUGUUCCUGUUGGCAGACAAAAGAACCAUCGUGACCACUCGGCUCGCCUUUUCUCCCCUUCAGCCCCCAACAGAGCCAAAAAGCAGCCUUUGGGGAUUCAGCUUUGCUACUGCUGGUGGAAUAAAGAUAAUUUCAGCAAGGAAGCAGCAGAUAGCUCAGCACUGUAACUCAGCGGUACAGCAUCUGCUUUGCAUGCAGACGGCCCUGGGUUCAAAUCCCGACGUCUCCAGGCAGAGCUGGGAGAAAGCAACCAAGGUUUCCCAAAGGCAUGUUUGCUGAUUGUUCAAACACUCCUAUCUUUCUCUCUUUGUGCUUCUGCUACCCACGGGGAAGGACAAAUGGUUUUGCAGAACCCCAAAGGCCAGUCUUCCUCCACUCUCUAAAAUUUCACUAGGCCUUGCCCAUUUGCCGCUAAUGCAAUUUAUCAAUGCAAUCAUAACGUCUAACUUUAAAAACAGCUGAGCUGGUUAGAGCUUGGUGUUGAUAACGUCAAGGUUGCAGGUUUGACAGCUGCAAAUUCCUCCAUUGCAGAGGGCCAGAUUAGAUGGUCCAUUCCAACUCUACGAUUCUAUGAUUCGAGGCUUUGAUCCUGAAAGUGCUGAAUUCUGCACCAGAGAACAAAGCAUACCUGAAGGAGCGUCUCCACCCCCAUCGUUCAGCCUGGACACUGAGGUCCAGCUCCAAGGGCCUUCUGGCAGUUCCCUCACUGCGAGAAGUGAAGUUACAGGGAAGCAGGCAGAGGGCCUUCUAGGUGAUAAUAAUAAUAAUAAUAAUAAUAAUAAUAAUAAUAAUAAUAAUAAUUUAUUAUUUAUACCCCACCCAUCUGGCUGGGCUUCCCCAGCCACUCUGGGCGGCUUCCAACCAAAUAUUAAAAUACAGUAAUACAUCAAACAUUAAAAGCUUCCCUAAACAGGGCUGCCUUCAGAUGUCUUCUAAAAGUUUGGUAGUUGUUCUCUUUGACAUCGGGUGGGAGGGCGUUCCACAGGGUGGAUGCCACUACCGAAAAGGCCCUCUGCCUGGUUCCCUGUAACCUUGCUUCUCGCAGUGAGGGAACUGCCAGAAGGCCCUCAGCUCUGGAUCUCAGCAUCUGGGCUGAACGAUGGGGGUGGAGAUGCUCCUUCAGAUAUACUGGGACGAGGCCAUUUAGGGCUUUAAAGGUCAGCACCAACAUUUUGAAUUGUGCUCGGAAACAUACUGGGAGCCAAUGUAGGUCUUUCAAGACCGGUGUUAUGUGGUCUUGGUGGCCGCUCCCAGUCACCAGUCUAGCUGCCACAUUCUGGAUUAAUUGUAGUUUCUGGGUCAUCUCCAAGGUAGCCCCACGCAGAGCGCACUGCAGUAGUCCAAGUGGGAGAUAACCAGAGCAUGCACUACUCUGGUGAGGCAGUCUGCAGGCAGGUAGGGUCUCAGCCUGCGUACCAGAUGGAGCUGGUAAACAGCUGCCCUGGACACAGAAUUGACCUGCGCCUCCAUGGACAGCUGUGAGUCCAAAAUGAUUCCCAGGCUGCGCACCUGGUCCUUCAGGGGCACAGUUACCCCAUUCAGGAUCAGGGAGUCCGCCACACCCACCCGCCUCCUGUCUCCCAAAAACAGUACUUCUGUCUUGUCAGGAUUCAACCUCAGUCUGUUAGCCACCAUCCAUCCAUCCAUCCAUCCUAGUGGUGCCCGCCCUGUGGAACGCCUUCCCAUCAGAUGUCAAGGAAAUAAGCAACUAUCUGACUUUUAGAAGACAUCUGAAGGCAGCCCUGUUUAGGGAAGUUUUUAAUGUUUGAUGUUUUGUUGUGCUUUUAAUUCUGUUGGGAGCUGCCCGGAGUGGCUGGGGAAACCCAGCCAGAUGGGCGUUGUAUAAAUAAUAAAUUAUUAUUAUUGUUGUUGUUGUCGUCAUCACCAUCAUCAUUGUAUUGGAGAGAUGGAAGUGACCACAAUGAGCCAUCUAGGAAUCUUUUGCCCAGUGUGGGGCUCGAAUUCACCACCCUGAGAUCAAGAGUCUCAUGCUCGAACCACUGAGCUAUCCAAGAUUAGAAGGAUGCCGGCACAAUAACACGAAGAGAACCCCUAUGUUAUUUUUUUUCUUCAUGUAGAUAACAAUGCACGUGAAUAAAAUUCCAGCAGUCCUGGAAACUUCAGGGUUUUAUUGAAGGCCCAACUUUAAUUCAGUCCUUUCUCCAGCACCAACUUUUUUUUUUCCAUCCCAUUAUGUCAAGAAAUGUAUUAUCCCUCCAUUUGUGUCUGUCAGAACUAUUCCCGCCGGGCCCAUAGACUACAGACUCCUGUACUUGAAAUUUCCCGAGUACAUCUCUCUAUCAAGAGUUGCAGUUUUCAGCGAGCGUCUCUGGUGACUUUUGACAAUGUUUUACAGAGAACCAGAGCAGGAAGCUGAGGAGUUGAAGGAAUUCUUCCGUCCCAUCGAUGAAUAUGUAAUAGGCCUUUUUUCCCCCCGCCGUUCAGCAUUCCAAAAAACCCGUAAGGUUCAUUAAGUCUCUCAAAGACAGGAGCUGGGAUGUCGCUUCUGAAUGAAGCCGUCUUUGGGACGGUGCUGGCAAAUGACACGUUGAGGUAGAAAAUAUUAAUAUCCCGCAUUAAGGAAUAAAUUUGUUUAAAUGCCCCUCGCGUGGGAGGGCGGGGAGACAACCGUGAAUCGUCUCCUAACUUUAUAUGUAAAUUGUCUUUUGCUUAUAUGCAUAAGAAUGCUCUUUUGCUAUUCAAUUCCUCCGUAUUAGCGAGCAGGAGUGUAACUAAUAUAUAAAAUAAAGUCAUUCUCUUUAAUGAGAAUGCUAAAUAUUUUAAGGAAAUACACGGCUGUGAAAUAUUGUCAAGGGCAUUUUUAUACUUAAGUUUAAGAACACUUAUGACUUAACCGCUGAAUUAUUUAGCACACUCAGCCUUGAAGUUCUAUUUAUGUACGGGGUUUAAUGUUCAUAUGCUUUUUGGUGGCUUUCCCCGUGCUAAGGAUUUAGGACCUUUGAUUUUCUGUUUAUAAAAUUUACAUUUUUAAUCUCUUAUUUCUGUGCAUUUGCCUCCGUUCGCUCCUACGGGGCAAAAUAUAGUGCAGGGAAGAAGACUGGGGAAGGAAGAUCUCUCUUUUUUUCUGAGAAGAGGAAAAGGAAAUAAAAAAGGCUGGCGUCUGAAACUGGAAAAAGAAAAGGGUUUUUAAAUAGGCCUUGGGACAGAUUUUAAGGAACGAACAGGGAGGAGGGAGAUGAAGCCCUGUAAACACAAACAACCUCUAUGGCUUGAAAUCAAGGCGAUUGCAUCAUAAGUUUAUGAGGAUGUUCUCAGGGAGAGCAGGUGUAAUAGGGUAAAUAAAUGUCUUUAAGAUACAUUGAUUCCGCCCCAAUACAACCACAUGGAGAUGUUGAAAUGCAAGUAAAGGGGUAAAGGGACCCCUGACCAUUAGGUCCAGUCGUGACCGACUCUGGGGUUGCGGCGCUCAUCUCGCUUUAUUGGCCCAGGGAGCCGGCGUACAGCUUCUGGGUCAUGUGGUCAGCAUAACUAAGCCGCUUCUGGCAAACCAGAGCAGCACACAGAAACGCUGUUUACCUUCCUGCCAGAACGGUACCUAUUUAUCUACUUGCACUUUGACGUGCUUUCGAACUGCUAGGUUGGCAGGAGUAGGGACUGAGCAACGGGAGCUCCCCCCGUUGCGGGGAUUUGAACCGCGGACCUUCUGAUCGGCAAGUCCUAGGCUCUGUGGUUUAACCCACAGCGCCACCCGCGUCCCCGGUUGAAAUGCAAAGGCCACCCCAAAUGGGAACAUCAUUCAUCAAUGGGUUGCACCCUGGCUCUUGCCUUUGAUUCCGAUUUAUUUAUUUAAUGAUUAAUAAUAAUAAUUUAUUUAUACCCCACCCAUCUGGCUGGGUUUCCCCAGCCACUCCUGGCAUCUUCCAACAGAACACUAAAAUACAAUAACCUAUUAAACAUUAAAAGCUUCCCUAAACAGAGCUGCCUUCAGAUGUCUUCUAAAAGCCUGGUAGUUGUUGUUCUCUUUGACAUCUGGUGGGAGGGUGUUCCACAGGGCAGGUGCCACUACCAAGAAGGCCCUCUGCCUGGUUCCCUGUAACUUGGCUUCUCGCAGCGAGGGAACUGCCAGAAGACCCUCGGCACUGGACCUCAGUGUCCAGGCAGAAUGAUGGAAGUGAAGACUAAAACAUUAUAUGCUCUAACAUCGUUUUAAUAACUGUCUGUGCAUUGUAUGAUCAUUUGAACCCAUUUUUUACACCUGCGGCCAGGUAGCUACCCGGGUAGGCACCUAUCUAGCCACAAGGUGCUUUCAGCUAGGGCCCUUUGGGGGUCUAUGCUAUAAGAACCCACAACCGUGUAGGAUCCUUGUGGCGUGUUUGGAUCGCCAUCUCUUUAACCCAACUGCUAUUGCACUUCCCGCCACCUCAAUCCACAAUCAUGAAUGCCAUUAUUUAUUACAUAUUCCCAGUAUAGGAGCUACUGUAAUCCCAAGCAAUAAACCCAAGCAUGUCUGAAUAUAUACAUUCAUAUCUGUUCAAAAUGCACUUGGGGUCAACAACCGAAAAGCGGGUAGGGGGAAGGGAUUAAACUGCUCAAAGCCAACCUUGCCCUCUUUGUUACUGUUGUUUUCUAUUGCAACAAUACUUCAUGACACAAGGCAGAGGUAACCUGACAUCCCUCAAAUGCUGAGCAGUGGUGGAGCUCUCAAAAACCCUCGCCGGUGUUUCCCGUCAGUGCAGCUUUACAUCCAUAAAAAGAAUAAUGAAAAAUAGAUGGCUUGGGCUCAAGAAAGUUGUCUGGAUCUGAUUGCUGGGGAAGUUAAUAUAGUAAAUCCAGACUGGAGCAAGACCAAAAAGACCCUCAAUCAAGGACCAAGAGGAGAGAAAGAAAUAUCCCUUUUCAAUGGAAGAGAUACAGCCCAAUCUUUAAAAAAAUGGUAAGUUCUGCUUCUCAGCCUAGAGCCCCAUGAAAGACACAAAUGCUAGGGCUGUUCUGAACUUCCAAUCCUGCUCAAUUUCUCCACAGUUUCAGGGGAUCUCUUGAGGGGAUCAAGCCCCCUCCAAAAAUUAGGAUGGGGACUGGGCAUUUGGGUGAAGGUGAUAAAUGCAUAUACAGUCAUACCUCAUGUUACGUUUGCUUCAGGUCAAGCGUUUUCAGGUUGCGUCCCGCAGCGACCCAGAAGUACCGGAAAGGGUUGCUUUCAGGUUUCGCCACUCGUGCAUGCACAGACGCGCAAAAUGAUGUCACGUGCAUGUGCAGAAGCAGCGAAUCGCGACCUGCGCACACGCAGACGCGGAUUGCGUUCCUUUCAGGAUGCGAACGGGCCUCCAAAAUGGAUCCCAUUCGCAACUAGAUGUACCACUGUACAGGUGGUGGAUAAUCCCAUGAUUUGUCCUCCUCCUCCCUCUUUUUCAAUUCUUCCUCCCAACUGAUACCUUUUUUUGUUAAAGGUUAAAAGUUAUUGCAAAUGCACCGAAAACUCAGCACUCACCCCAAACUUUCAAAAGGGACUGGUCUGUUCCUGGGGAGGGAACUGCAUGAUAGGCUAGUGUUGCAUGCAAAAAAACAAAAUGUCUGGAAUCCUUCUGAGGCUUAUUUCCAGUGGAGGUUGAGGACCUCUGGGCAGGUGUGGGGAAUGCAUGGCCCUUCGAACCAUGGCAGACCUACAUUUUUGGGUCCCUGAAGUUUGAACUGUCACGGGGGUCCCUUUCGAACCAGCAACAAGGGUAACCACUGUUACCUUUUUCAAUGGGGUUGUUUCAUGACAGGUCACCACGCCUUUACAAGAUCUGUGCUACUGACUCUCAAACUUUUGGAUUGUUGAAAUGCAUGCAACCAAAAAGUACUGUAUUUUUCGCCCUAUAGGACGCACUUUUUCCCCUCCAAAAAUGAAGGGGAAAUCUGUGUGUGUCCUAUGGGGUGAAUGCAGGCUUUCGCUGAAGCUUGGAGAGUGAGAGGGGUCGGUGAGCACCGACCCCUCUCGCUCUCCAGGCUUCAGGAAGCUAUCAGCAAGCCUGGGGAGCCCGCGGGAGUUCCCACAGGGCUCCCUAGGCUGCGGAUAGCAGCCUGCUGCCUGGAGCGUGGGGCGCGCUGAAGCCGCGGCGGGGGGGGGGGAUAAUUUUUUUUCUUUAUUCCCCCCCCCGCCAAAAAAAACCUGGGUGCGUCCUAUGGGCCGGUGCGUCCUAUAGGGCGAAAAAUACGGUAAUCAAUUUGAGUCAUGAGACUCAAACUGGGUCUUCUUGACCCAAACAUUUUAAGCAAUGUGGAAGAAGUUGCUUCUGGGGGCCCCUUGUGAAAUUAGGGACCCUGAAGAUUAAGCUUCAUUAGUUUUAUGGAAUAUCUGCCAUUGCCUCUAGAUGUUGAACUCCCAACUCCCAUCAGCCCCAGCUAACAUGGCCAUGGGGCAGGGAUGUUGCGAGUUGCAAUAUCUGGAAGGCCAAAGAGUAGCUGUUCCUAUACACUGAAACGUUUUGAGUUGAAAAUAUUGCAGUUUAGAACAAGCCAUCUGGAGAAGGGUCAGAGCUCAUUGGUAGGUCCUCUGCUUUGCAUCCAAAAGCUCUCUGGGUUCCAUCUUGGCAUUGUCAGAUAAGGCUACCUGAAAACCCAGAGAGCCACCACUUUCCAAUGUAGACAAGACUGAGCGAAAUGGACCAAUUGCCUGACUCAGUUUAAGGCAGCAUCUUAUGUUCCUAAUGCAUGGUGGUACUUGCUAAGCCAAGCUUCAACCAGUAUGUUGUGGAGGUUUUGAUUCUGUUGGUGUGCAAGAAAAGCAGAGCAUGUUGAAUCAGCCCCCUGAGAAUGUCAGAGAUAUAUAGAUAUAUAGAUAUAGAUAUAGAUGAUAUAGAUAUAGAUAUAGAUGAUAUAGAUAUAGAUAUAGAUGAUAGAUGAUAGAUGAGAUAGAUAGAUAGAUAGAUAGAUAGAUAGAUAGAUAGAUGAUAGAUAGAUAGAUAGAUAGAUAGAUAGAUAGAUAGAUAGAUAGAUGAUAGAUAGAUAGAUGAUAGAGAGAUAGAGAUAGAGAUAGAGAUAGAGAUAGAGAUAGAGAUAGAGAGAUAGAGAGAUGAUAGAUAGAUAGAUAGAUGAUAGAUAGAUGAUAGAUAGAUAGAUGAUAGAUAGAUAGAUAGAUAGAUAGAUAGAUAGAUAGAUAGAUGAUAGAUAGAUAGAUAGAUAGAUAGAUAGAUAGAUAGAUAGAUAGAUAGAUGAUAGGUAGGUAGGUAGGUAGAUAGAUAGAUGAUAGGUAGGUAGAUAUAUUGUUAAACAUUCUCGCUCUCAUGUCUGCUUGAAAGUGUUUCAAGGAUUUCCAGGGGUUGGGACAGGAUUCCAGAGUCCUAUAUAGCUUCAUGUCAUUCACUAUAAUUAGAAAAAAAGAGAGAAUUAUGCAAAACAGGAAAAAUACAUAGUUUCAUGCAAAACUGGGGAAAAACAUAGGAAAAAUACAAUUCUUUUCAUGCAAUUGAAAAAUAUGCAUAUUUUCUACAUUUGCCUCAUUUAUGCAAGUUGCAAAGAAUGCAGUUUUUUUUGUGCUGCAGAAUUUGCACUGUCCAGGUGCAGGAUAUUAUUAUUUUAGCAGGGUGUACACAAAGCCCAGGCUGCAGCCAACCUCAUUUCACCUAGGUGAUAUUAUUCAACCUAGUUAAGGGAAAGUAUUUAUGAUGAACGCUGGUGUUCAGUCAUUGACUUCAUCAGGGAGCCAACUUGCUUAAUUCCAAUUUCCUGCACUGGGUUAAGGAUGUUGGCCUGUUAGAUGAGAAAAGUUGGAUUAGAUGCUUCUUCCUCCAGAGAAUUAGGGUUAAGCGCAGAAACCACCAGUCUGCUUAGGGUUUCUUCCCAGUGUUUGCCAAGCUGAGGAUUCUGCAGUAGAGGUCACCGAAAGGUUAAGCAAAGGGGUAAUUCAGUGGAAUAGUUUUAUGCUCAGGAGAGAAAGGAUUCCCAAGAAGUAAUCUUGGGGGACCACUCCGGUAGAGUCUCUCGCCAGCGACCUUGACGGAAACAGAAGGUGUAGAAAAUCAACCAUGUCAAAUGAGAGCGAGAACUUUUCCCAGGGGACACGCCGAGCUCUAAUCUUGCAAAGCACAUCUCAGAGGAUCAAACCCUCGUUGACUACAUAUUGCUCAGCUGGGAUUAGCCCACAAUUACGUCCCAACGAAGGAUGUUUGUCUUCCUGUCCACAAGGGCAUUCCUGUGCGUUGCGGGAAGCCACAGAAUAAUACAAGACGCGGUGAACGGUGGAGAUGAUUGAGACAAGAUACACAGCCAUCAAAUGUUGUGUAAAAGAACAACUGCUGUUGCAAAAAGAGUGCAGCCUAGACAGACCAAUAGGCUGAAAGCUACUCCAAUGCUGAAGGUCUGGUGAGUUUCGCACUUGUGUGACCCAAGCACCCACUUCGACUCAUGCCCGACUACUGGAUAAAACAGACUAGACAAUAUUGUUUUGGGUCAAAUCAGGCCAAAAUAAAAUAAUAAUAAUAAUAAUAAUAAUAAUAAUAAUAAUAAUAAUUUAUUGAUACCCCGCCCAUCUGACUGGGCUUCCCCAGCCACUCUGGGCAGCUUCCAAAAAAAUAUUAAAAUACCGUAAUACAUCAAGCAUUAAAAGCUUUAAAACAUUAAAACAUACAUCAAACAUUAAAAGCAUUAAAAACAGAUUACAGGCGUAGAACAGUGUGAGCGGGUGGAAACUGGCCCAAUUUAAACAUCCAAGAGGUGGACCGGAGUGAAGACUCCAGGCUCAGUGCAGUCCACCCCAGGGGGUGGAGCCAGCCAAGCAGCCUGCCCACGAUUGGCCAAUUUGUGGGCAGGCUGCAACCUACUUCCCCAGACCAUUUUGGUCUCAUGCCGGCCAGGGAAGAAACCCAGAGACACAGCCCCUCUCCAGAUCAUGUCAGAAUAGGGGGCACCAUCCUACAAUGCUGCCUAACCAAUUAAGGUAAAAGGACUUUUCAAUGUGACCCAAGUCUUUAGAGUUGCAGCAGUGUUGUGGAACUGGGUGAGUGACCAAACACCAAGCACCUUGGCAAAUGUUGAAAACAGAGCAGGGAUAUAUGCCAGGAUGAGGUGAGGAUGUGUGUAUACAAAGUUAUGCAAGCUUUUGAAGGCCACUCUUGACCCUCCUAGGGACGCGGGUGGCGCUGUGGGUUAAACCACAGAGCCUAGGACUUGCCAAUCAGAAGGUCGGUGGUUCAAAUCCCCGCGACGGGGUGAGCUCCCGUUGCUCGGUCCCUGCUCCUGUCAACCUAGCAGUUCGAAAGCACGUCAAAGUGGAAGUAGAUAAAUACUUCCAGAGGGAAGAUAAAUGGCGUUUCUGUGCGCUGCUCUGAUUCGCCAGAAGCGGCUUAGUCAUGCUGGCCACAUGACCCGGAAGCUGUACGCCAGCUCCCUCGGCCAGUAAAGCGAGAUGAGCGCCACAACCCCAGAGUUGGCCAUGACUGGACCUAAUGGUCAGGGGUCCCUUUGCCUUUACCUUUACUUGACCCUCCUAGAGGACAGUAGGUAGCCACGUUGGUCUGACGCAGUCGAAAUAAAUUUAAAAAUUUAAAAAAAUUGUCCAGUAGCACCUUAGAGACCAGCUAAGUUUGUUCUGGGUAUAAGUUUUCGUGUGCAGGCACACUGAAGUAUCUGAAGAAGGUAUCUGAAGAAGUGUGCAUGCACACGAAAGCUUAUACCCAGAACAAACUUAGUUGGUCUCUAAGGUGCUACUGGACAAUUUUUAAUUUUUUUUUAUUUAUUCCUCCUAGAGGAGUUUUCUUUACAGGAAAACCAGAAGCGUAUGUUCCCUUCAGAUUGCUAACUGACCAAAAUAAAAUAGCAAGCAUAGAUUGGAGGCAAGGGGGCGAGAUUGAGGACCAAAAGAAUCAACCACAUCCUUGAAAACAGCCCUGGUGCACAUUUCAAAGCAUAGACGUACUUGCGUGUUAUUUCUUCAGUCUUCCUUUUCCUCAUACGUUUUUCCCCCUCUCCUUCAAGCAUGGUUCUCGCAAAGCAGCAUUUCCUGAUUUAUUUUAUUUUAUUUUCUCCCCCCAAAUAAUGUUUCCCGAUAGGAAGUGGCCUUUUUCACGUCCAGAAGCAGCCCAGGCAAUCUGUCAGUCUUCCCCUAAACCUCUCGCUAGACAAAGGCCGAGCGUAGCAAGCGCCACAAUAAUGUCGACACAGAAAUAUUACAAAGUAAAGGCUUAUAAAAUAAUAAAAAUUCUACUUAGUUCAGAUACCUCCCAGUGCCUUUGGCAAAACACCUUAAGCAUUCCACAUAAGGCGGGCAUUGUCUUCAUAAGAUGGCACCUCAUAAAAUGGUAUUAAAUAUCACCGACGGGGGCUUCAUAUUUCAUCCGGCAGGGUUUAGGCUAGACAUGUUCUAUAUCACACAUUAUUAGAAUGACAUCUGCUUUGCAAGUCCUGUGCCCAGGAGCAUACCUUGAUAACUCAUUUCAGCGCUCCUUCUCGGAGGGCUUCUGUGCCUUCAUAAUACCUAAUAUGUUUAACUCAUUUUGAACAGAAGUCUAAAGCCUGUCCUGGCCCUCUGGCCACAACUGUAGCUGUCAGGCAAAGGAGUCAGCUAUCAAACAUUACUCAUUUAUCAUUAGCAGGGAUGCAGCUGUACAAAGGAAUCCAGCCACCACUGUGAAGAGCUGUCAACUCGUCCCUGUACGAUACUCGCCUCUCUCAAUGGGGCGUUUUGCAGUGUGGAGGCAGGAACUGUUUCCCCACCACAGAGGUUUCUGCAGCGCUAAGGAUAUAUGGGCAGCGUGCCUUUAUUUCAGUGCUUUCGCAAUGGGGCGCAUCGCGUGGUGUCUUCAUUUUCAGACCACAUCUGCACUAUGCCUUUGAGUCAGUGUAUAUAAUAAUACAGUGGAUGCUAGGGUUGCGAAUGUGAUCCAUGCAGGAAGCACGUUCGCAACCUGCAGCGUUCACAACCCACGUCUGCGCGUCUGUGCACGUGCGGGUUGUGAUUUGGCACUUCUGCGCAUGCUCAAAGCAUGAUUUAGUGCUUCUGCGCAUACGUGACCGCCAAAACCCAGAAGUAACCCGUUCCGGUACUUCCGGGUUUCGGCGAUCCGCAACCCGAAAAAAUGCAACCUGAAGCUGUAACCCCAGCUAUGACUGUAAUAAUGAUGAUGAUGAUGAUGAUGAUGAUGAUGAUGAUUUAUUAUUUAUACUCCGCCCAUCUGGCUGGGUUUCCCCAGCCACUCUGGGCGGCUCCCAACAGAAUAUUAAAAACACAAUAAAAUAUCAAACAUUAAAAACUUCCCUAAACAGGGAAUGUCUUCUAAAAGUCAGAUAGUUGUUUAUUUCCUUGUCAUCUGAUGAGAGUGCAUUCCACAGGGCAGGCGCCACCACCGAGAAGGCCCUCUGCCUGGUUCCCUGUAACCUCGCAGUGAUGGACCCGCCAGAAGGCGCUUGGAGCUGGACCUCAGUGUCCGGGCAGAACGAUGGGGGUGGAGACGCUCCUUCAGGUAUACGAUAUCACAGAAUCGUAGAGUUGGAAGGGACCCUGAGGAUCAUCUAGUCCAACCCCCUGCAAUGCAGGAAUAUGCAGCUGUUCCAGAUGGCGAUUGAACCUGCAACUUUGGUGUUACUGCUUUAAACAGCCAUGGCCUCCUGCAAUGCAUCCUGGGAACUGUAGUUUGUUUGGGGUGCUGAGCAUUGUUAGAAAAAGAAAACCUAUUCCCCUCACAGAACUACAGUUCCCAGAAGAAGAAGAAGAAGAAGAAGAAGAAGAAGAAGAAGAAGAAGAAGAGUUUGGAUUUGAUAUCCCGCCUUUCACUCCCUUUAAGGAGUCUCAAAGCGGCUAACAUUCUCCUUUCCCUUCCUCCCCACAACAAACACUCUGUGAGGUGAGUGGGGCUGAGAGACUUCAAGGAAGUGUGACUGGCCCAAGGUCACCCAGCAGCUGCAUGUGGAGGAGCGGAGACGCGAACCCGGUUCCCCAGAUUAGGAGACUACCGCUCUUAACCACUACACCACACUGGUGUAGUUUAGCAAUCAAGAGUGGUUUAGCAAUCAAUACUCUGGGAACUGUAGCUCUGGGAGGGGAACAGGGUCAUCCUCAUGAUUAUCAGGACCCUUAACAAACUUCAGCUCCCAUAAUUAUUUGGGGGAAGCCAUGACCAUUGAAAGUGAUGCCAUCAUGCUUUCAAUGUAUGGUGUGUGUCUCCAGUUACUCUAUAGCUAUAUCUAUCAAUAAACUUAAACAAUAAUCCUUACCAAAGACAUCCAUAACAGGCAUCCAGUGAGAGUCAUACUCUUGAGUAGACCCAUUGAAAUUAAUGGGCAUGGGUGAACUCAGGUCCAUUAGCUUCAGUGGCUCUGCCCUGUGUGUUGGAAUAUAGAUAGCUUUUAAUUAAAUUGGACUCGUCAUCAAUUUGAUUUUAAAAGGGAAACUAUCUAUUGCCAGCUCUGCUGGACUCGGGUUGUAAACUGCAUUGGAGAAAAAACAUCUCAAAAUAAAUUAAGAAAGAAAAUACGUUUAAGGAGCAACAAUGACCUAACCAGGGUCUAGUUAAUGCAAAUGUCAGAUUAAGGAAGGUUUUUUGGGCUCGUCAACACUUCUGCUUCCCCUGGGAAACUCACUAUUUACCACUGUACAAACGGCACAUGGUUUUUCUAUGGAUUGACAACGUUUGCUCUGAGUCAGCAAUAAAUAUCAGGGUUCCUGGUGAAAGCAGUUGGACAAAUGAAAAGCCAUUGGCGCCCAGGCCUAGAAAGCACAGGCCGAGUUGAAGUGUGGCUGGACCCUUUGUUGUUAUUUAGUGUCUAACAGAAAACUUGUUGUUGUUUAGUCGUGUCCGACUCUUCGUGACCCCGUGGACCAGAGCACACCAGGCACUCCUGUCUUCCACUGCCUCCCGCAGUUUGGUCAAACCCAUGCUGGGAGCUUCAAGAACACUGUCCAACCAUCUCGUCCUCUGUCGUCUCCUUCUCCUUGUGCCCUCCAUCUUUCCCAACAUCAGGGUCUUUUCCAGGGAGUCUUCUCAUCUCAUGAGGUGGCCAAAGUAUUGGAGCCUCAGCUUCAGGAUCUGUCCUUCCAGUGAGCACUCAGGGCUGAUUUCCUUCAGAAUGGAUAGGUUUGAUCUUCUUGCAGUCCAUGGGACUCUCAAGAGUCUCCUCCAGCACCAGAAUUCAAAAGCAUCUAUUCUUUGGCGAUCAGCCUUCUUUAUGGUCCAGCUCUCACUUUCAUACAUUACUACUGGGAAAACCAUAGCUUUAACUAUACGGUCCUUUGUUGGCAAGAUGAUGUCUCUGCUUUUUAAGAUGCUGUCUAGGUUUGUCAUUGCUUUUCUCCCAAACAGAAAACUUAGGUGAGACCAAAUCAUUGGCCCGGGAUUUGGAUACAAGUUUCCCAAGCUCAAAACCCAAUGCUUUGUUCAUAUAUAUAGAUACAUAGAUAUAUAGAUAUAUAGAUGUAUGUCGCGGGUAACUCUGUGAUCUAAACCACUGAACCUCUUGGGCUUGCCGAUCAGAAGGUUGGCUGUUUGAAUCUCCGUCACGGGGUGAGCUCCCAUUGCUCGGUCCCAGCUCCUGCCAAACUAGCAGUUCGAAAGCACACCAGUGCAAGUAGAUAAAUAGGUACUGCUCCGGUGGGAAGGUAAAUGGCAUUUCCCUGUGCUCUGGUUUUGCCAGAAGCAGCUUAGUCAUGCUGGCCACAUGACCCAGAAAAUCUGUCUCUGGAUAAACGCCGGCAUAUUUUACUGAUUUUACAUAUAAUCACAUUACAUAACAUCGUACCCUCUUGUUUUAUCUCUUUGGCUCAACUGAGCCCAACGCCUUUCCUCCCUCCCAUCUGAUGGUUCACAAAAUCAAACUUUACAUCUUUACAUUUCGCUUCGUUUCCUAUCCUUGUUAUAUCACUACCUAAACUAUUAUAUUACUCAACCUGAAUAGGUAGCAAUUUCAUCUUAGAAAUCUUCAGAUAACCCUGCUAAUGAUGUUAAUUGCUUACAGUUGCCUUUCAAAUAUAAUAUAAAUUUGUUCCAGUCCUUUUGGAAUACUUGGUAUCGUUGGUUCCAAAUUCUUCCCAUCAGUUUGGCCAGUUCUGCAAAAUCCAUCAUUUCCACUCUUCUUUUGUUGGUAACUCCUGUUGUUUCCAUCUUUGGGCUAACAAAAUUCUUGCCGCAGUUGUUGCAUAUAGAAACAGUGUUUUUUAUCUCGUCUCGGUAUCUCUCUACCCACUAUACCUAAUAAAAAAGCUUCUGGUUUUUUUUAACAAAAGUGUUUUUUAAACUCAAUGCAUUGUUCUGCCAUAUAUGUGUAAAGUACAAACUUAAAAAAGGUGAUGCCCACGUACAUUUCAGGACAAAAAAAGAUGCUGCAAACUCUUCUGCUAAUCAAAGCAAAAUUUAAGAUUUCAUUGCUAAAGCCUGAGGUUUGUACUUGGCAAUCCCCCCCCCCCCCGCUUUUCUCAAUCUUUUCAAAGCCUGAUAUGAGCUUAUAUGUUCAGGGUAGCUCAAUUUUUGUUGAUGUGCUUUAAAGAUUUUUGGACGAUGUGAACUUUCUAUGGCAUAUAUGUCACUUAAGUGAAAAGGACAAAAUCAGUGAUAGGGAUUGAAAAUAAAACUGUUGGCAUCUUAACGUUGUCAUACACAGCUGCAGUGCAACUGCAUUUGGAAUAAUAAUAAUAAUAAUAAUAAUAAUAAUAAUAAUUAAUAAUACCCCGCCCAUCUGGCUGGGUUUUCCCAGCCACUCCCCAGCUUCCAGCGCAAAUAAAAACAUAAUAAAAUGUCAAACAUUAAAAACUUCCCAAUACAGGGAUGCCUUCAGAUGUCUUCUGAAAGUUGUGUAUAUAGGAUAUUGUAGAGCUGGAAAAGCUGAAAUGGUCGAAAGGAUGGAGAAACUCUUAUGAGAAGGAAGGUUGUGGUUCUUUAAUUUAGGGGGAAAGUGAAUAAGGGGUGACAUCUUGGAAAGUUUUUAAAUAAAUUUUAAAAACCAUGCAUUGUGUGAUGGCCUGGGACUCGGGCUCGGACUCGGACUCGGAGCCGGAGGAGUCUCAGUCUGCACCAGAUGUGGGGAUUACCUCGUUGCCUCCAGCUGGGCUAUCACUUACAGCUGCUCCACUACCGGUUGGGUCAGGGGAGGCUGAGGCAGCCCCUGGGUCUAGUAACCCAUCUACGUCUCCCGAGCUGCAGAGACCCAGGUAUGAGAGAAGGAGAGACCUGAGUACUCGCAGGAGGAGUGCUCGCCUUCGGGAGAAACAGUGAGGUGAGUCGCUGGGGGAUCAGGACCGGCCGUUACGCCGUCAGAGAUAAAAGGCUGCCAGACCCCACCCUAGGUUGUGGGAGCAACAUUGCUGCUUGCUGGAACCUGACUGUUACCCUGUGCCUGACCCAGCUGGUUUUCUGCCUUGGCCCUGUUGGACUGACUCCUCGUGGAAUCCUUGCAUCCAGGACUGGACCUGGACCGCGUGGCUCUGGUUAACCCCCGGGUCCAGCAUACAUUGGUUGGAGAAAAUGACAGAGGAAAGUUUUCAUCCCUCUCUGUAACACUGGACAUUCAGAGACCCUGAAUGUUGAAAGAUUUGGGACAGAUGAAAUAAUUUCAUCAUGCAGCACAUAGUUAAACUAUGGGGCUUGCUCCCCCAAGGGGCAGCAAUGGCCAUGAACUUGGAGGGCUUUAAAAGAGGAUUAGACAAAUUCCUGGAGGAGAAGGCUAAUGAUGUCUAUCAGCCAUGAUGGCUGUGCUCUACUUCCACAGAUCGAGGCAGCAAUGCUUAUAAAUACCUGCUGCUGAAAAGCAGAGGACGGGAGAAUGGUCUUGCGUUCAAAUCCUGAUUGCAGGUUUCCCACAGACAUCUGAUUGGCUGCUGUGAGAACAGGAUGCCGGACUAGAUGGGCCAUUGGCCUGAUCCAGCGCUCUUUUCUUAUGUUCUUAUGGUAUUACGUGAUCUAUUUUUAAGAAUCACACUAAUAAAGUUGUGCAUUGUUUCUGUCUGUAGUCUGAAGAAGUUCCCAAUUCUGAAAUGUAAAGAAUUUUGUGUCCUAGAGCCCCAGAGCUUGCUUCCUCUUUUUAUUUAUGGAACAAAAAUUAUAUACUUCUUAGGUGUAAAUACACGGGUUACAGAUGCUUCGGGUUGUGUGAUUUCUGGUUGCACACCACGCCGAACCUGGAAGUACUGGAAUGGGUUACUUUUGGGUUUUGGCGCUUGCGCAUGCACAGAAGCACUAAAUUGCACUUUGCACAUGCGCAGAAGUGCCAAAUCGCAACCCACACGUGCACAGAUGCGGCGCUGCGGGUUACGGACGCUGUGGGUUGCGAACGUGCUUCCCGCACGGAUCACGUUCCCAACCCGAGUGUCCACUGUAAUGCCUUUAAACCAGGCAUCCCCAACCUUCGGCCCUCCAGAUGAUUUGGACUACAAUUCCCAUCACCCCUGACCACUGGUCCUGUUAGCUAGGGAUCAUGGGAGUUGUAGGCCAAAACAUCUGGAGGGGAUGCCUGCUCUAAACAGUUGACAAGCUUUUUGCCCUGCUCUUUUAAGGGGCUGAUCUCCCUCACUUCCAAUUCUCCUGCGUAUAUUUCAAGCAAUUGCUAACAAAUGGUUUCUCCCAGGCAGCCAAAUUGGUGUCAGGGUGAUGGGGGGGUGGAGGGAGUGACCACCUGUACAAUGUUUGACACAUCUCAGAGGAAGGAUGGGGCACAAAUGUGAUAGAUAACCAACCAACAAAUAUAGCAUGGGAAAACCGGUAGUCCACUUAAGAGCUCUCAAGUAUGAAUCUAAGAUACUGUGCAGCCAAUUUCAAAACAAUGUAGUAACCACCUUUGAUGUCCCUAUUUGACCACUUUCUCUGUUCGUUCUGUUUCCUCUUAACCGCAGGGCCUUCCCUUUCUCGCUCUGCCCUGAAGUCUGCUCUUGGCCCAUCUGUUUCCUCAGCCAGAUGUUUCCCUCCAUCACCAAACCUUCCCCAGUAUCGUUGAGCCGCAUAACUUCCACUUUUUUCAGCAUGUCCCCUCAGGACCUCCUUACUAGACGGCUGGAGACCACUGUGAGAAAGUGGCGUCUCCUUGACAAAUGGCUAUUGCCUGUCACUGGUCAAAAUAUGUUCUGUCCCUAGCUGUUUCCUCCAUGCACACACAAACACAAAACCCCUUUUUGUUGUUGCUGUAUUUCCACCCCUUGGACAUAACGUUUGAAGAGAUCUGAGGAGGCCUGAUAAGGGUCAAACGUUAUAGUCCUUCUUCACAUUUAUUUAUAGGCAUAUAUACAGUCAACCACACCAUAAAGUAUCUCAACGGUGAACAGUCUUCUUUGGCGAUCACUCGUAACCAAGUAAGAUUGUCUUCCAUAAACACGAUUUUAACAGUGAGUCUGUAGGUGACUGUGGAGGCCAAUUCUGGAUCCACAUGUCCUUCCACAGUAGGGACAUAGGUUUCUGUGCAGGAAUUGAUCAUGGUAAGGGUUUGCCAAGCGUGCCUUCCUCUUAGCCAAUUUUUCCUUUCGUCCUGAGUUCGAGUGUCUUCAAAGUCCUUUGGUAAAGGCUGUUCUCCAACUAGAGCGCUCACAGGCCAGUGUUUCCCAGUUGUCAGUGUUUAUACUAAAAAAAAAUUUAGAUUUGCCUGGAGUGAGUCUUUAAAUCUCUUUUGUUGACCACCAGCAUUAUGUUUUCCAUUUUAAAGUUCGGAAUAGAGUAGUUCCUUUGGAAGACAAUAAUCAGGCAUCUGCACAACAUGACCAGUCCAACAAAGCUGAUGUUGAAAAACCAUUGCUUCGACACUGGUGAUCUUUGCUUCUUCCAGUACAUUGGCAUUAGUUUGCCUGUCUUCCCAAGUGAUGUGUAAAAAUUUUCGGAGACACCGUUCAUGGAAUCUUCUGAGCAGUUGGAGAUGGCGUUUAUAAGUGGUCCACAUUUCACAAGCAUACAGUAGGUUUGGUAGUACAAUGGCUUUGUAAACAGUAACACAUCUAUAAAACAGCAUUUAAAAAUAUGUAGUGGAUGUAUCACCCAGUUCUGCCUCCAGAAUUUGGUGGACUACGACAUUCCCUGCCAAUGGCUAAGGAUGAUGGGAGUUGUAGUUCAGCAGCAUCUGGAGAGUCUAAGGUUCACCCAAGCUAUGUCAAUGGCUUCAGCAGGGAUGCAUGAACAUCCCUCUGUUCACCGUCUCUGAAUUUUGCGAUGCAGUAUAUACAAAAAUGCAUUCAUCUGGGGAAAGCGUGCUGAACAUAUUUAUUAUAGCGGCACAGUGGCAUACAAAAUGCAUUGUUUAAGGGGAAAUCUGUGCAUUAGUCAAAACCGCAUAAGAGUCUUUAUUGGAAGAAAUUCACAUGAAAGUGUUGGUGAAUUUUCAUGAGGAUAUUUUAAAAUAAUAAUAAUAAUCGCAAAUUGCUGCAGAAAUGUGGAGAUUUGCAUUUGAGACUGGAAAAAUGAGAAACAUAGCAACUCAAAAUGGGAAGAUUUUACCAUCUGUACUUGAAAGUGAUGGUUUUGACCAUUAAAUCACUACAGGGUUGGGUCCCGUGUCAUUAGUUCAAGUUGAUUAUUCCCAAGAAACCUGGAACUUUUCUUUUAGGAAUUAUAGAUAAUGAUGUACCCAAAGAGUUGCUUAACUUAUUUAUCGUACUUUUCCGUGUAUAAGACAAGGGUUUUUCCCCUCAAAAAUAAUGUUAAAAAACGGGGGUCAUCUUAUACACGGGCAGUGCAUUGCGGGACAAGGUGACUGGUUGCAGCCACAAGCUGCAGUUUAUAAGCAGCAAUUUGGUAGCUAAUUUUGGCUGUGUCCAAGGCUGCUUUGGAUUGGGUGCUCCUGCGUUAAUUGAGCAGGUGAUUGGUUGCUGGUGAUUGGUUGCUGCUGUCUUAGAUUGGCUGCCACUGCGGCAAUUGGGUGUUCGGUUUCCGGCUUGUGUUUGUGAACGGGCAGACGCUUGUCAACUUCUGCGAUGCAAGCGACUCUGAGCUCUUGUCAUUUGGGUUAGUGAUUUUCUUCAUUUCCUCCCCCUGCCCCCCCCCCAGAAAGCCCAAGAACCUUUAGCAACCCCCCUCAAAAAAAGCCCAACAAAUUUGCACAAUCAUUCCCCUGAAAAGCUCUGGUAAUAUAGGCAUCUCCCCCCAUUUCCUAAAAUUUGAGUCCUCCAAAAUAGGGGGACAUCUUAUCCAUGGGGCGUCUUAUAGAUGGAGAAGUACGGUAUGUAUUUAACAACAGCAGCAAGAAUACUGCAUGCCCAAAGGUGGAAAGAAGGACAGGUCACAACAAGGGAAGAAUGGCUUUUAAAAAUAAUGGAGUGUGCCGAACUGGCAAGAUUAACAGCAAAUAUUCGAGAGCACCAGGAUGAAAGAUUCCUUGAGGAGACUUUUUAUUGAGAAAGAACUACAACAACGAGAUGAAAACGCGAGUAGGACUUGAAAUAUGAGCAACAGUGUUAAUUAUUAAGAUAAUAAUUAUCUUAAUUGAGGUAUUGAGAUAAAUAGGUUAAAAUGGAUUAUUGAAUAUUCUACGUGAAAUACGCAGCUUUUAAGGGUAAAUAUGGAAACCGUGGAAGUGGGGGAGAGAAGCCAAUGGAAAAAAGUAAUUCAUGGUCUAUGUUAAAAUCUGUGAAGUUUUUGUUUGUGUGUGUGUGUGUGUGAAAAAUCAAUAAAUAAGAACUUUCCCGCCAUAAAUGCACGUUUGCCUACACCCGAACUGGAGGAACCUAUUGCGCUUCAGUUCUGGUUGGGCAACAACUCCCAUCAAAUUCCCAGAGAUGCCGUCAUUCCGGUGCAGAAAUCUCCAUUGUUUUGCAGCAAGAUAGCUUCAGGAAAACAAUGUGAACACACCUGCCCUGCUCUGCGGGUAAUGAUGCGUUUUAUUUUCUUUAAGUUUGAAAGUACGCUGGCACAAUUAAAUAUAGAUGAGCCGAGUCUCUUGAUUGACUUGGAGUCUGCAGGCUGGGCCUGGCAAUGAAACCCCCCGAGGGCCACACCCCCUGGUAGGCCCAGGGCUAUGCCUUUCAAGGCAGGACAAUUAUAAUUAAUUGAGCGAUCUGACAGAACGAGCACCCCCAGACAUAGCGCCUGCCAGUGACACGGGGGCCUGUAUCAAGAGCAAGGCAGGCCACGCGAAGGGUUAAUCCGGGUUGGCUGGAACAAGGACAGAAAAUCAGGCCUGUGGCUAUUACAGCUUAUUAUGCUGGAGUGCUCAAGAAACAACCUUGCAAUCUUUUCCUCCACACACACAGACACACUUUAUCCUCACCCCCUUUUCCUGCCUUCCUCCAUUUUAAUUAGUGACAUAUUUUCUGCGGGGAUACAGUAAACCGUACAGGAAUGCAUCACUCUUGGCUGUGGGAGUAUCAGCGCCAUUCACGAGGGUGGAGCGCAGCAAGCUCAGUUAGGAUUUGGGGGGCAACCCCACUGUGGAACUGAGCCGUUUUGCUUGGGAUCAAGAAAAAACUUUGGAAGGAAAUGAGGAUACGCCUGCCAGGGGAGUAAUCCCAUGGAUGAAUGAGAGCACCAAUCAAAAUAACAAAAGUUCCCAGGAAAUUAAUAAUAAUAAUAAUAAUAAUUUAUUUGUACCCCGUCGAUCAGGACACAGGUGGCGCUGUGGGUUAAAUCACAGAGCCUAGGACUUGCCGAUCAGAAGGUCAGUGGUUCAAAUCCCUACGACAGGGUGAGCUCCCAUUGCUCGGUCCCUGCUCCUGCCAACCUAGCAGUUUGAAAGCAUGUCAAAGUACAAGUAGAUAAAUAGGUAUGGCUCCAGUGGGAAGGUAAAUGUUGUAUCUGUGCGCUGCUCUGGUUUGCCGGAAGCGGCUUAUUCAUGCUGGCCACAUGACCCGGCUCCCUCAGCCAAUAAAGCAAGAUGAGCGCCGCAACCCCAGAGUCGGCCACGACUGGACCUAAUGGUCAGGAGUCCCUUUACCUUUACCCUUACCCCACCCAUCUGGCUGGGUUUCCCCAGCCACUCUGGGCAGCUUCCAACAAAGAUUAAAAAUACAUUAAAAUAUCACACAUUAAAAACUUCCUGGAGCCCAUUUGUCCAGUGUCGUGAUAAACUUUAGGCACCAUGUGAAAGUGUAAUUUUAUCAUCAGGUGGUAUAAAAAAGAUUUGCAGCUGGUUUUUUAAAAAAAUCUGUUGAUACUUGGCUAGCUCCCCCCACACACACACACACAUUAUGUAAAUAUAUAUAUAUUGGUUGGCAGCCAUCUGUCUCUCACGCCAUCCAAACAUCUUAGGGACUCCAUUCCAGAUUUGUGUAGAGUUUACUCCUUAGUCCUUUCUUCUCCUGAAGAUGUCCCACAAGGCAGCAGAGGUUAAGGAUCAGAGUUGUCCUUCUCCUAGAUAGGCCACCUUCCCAGGUGGAUGAGCCCCACCUGCCCCUCAAUUCCCUCUAGCAAGACCCCCCCUCCCGGCCUCAAUGAUGCGGUCCAAAGGAAAGCAGAGCAAGACAUUUGACACCAGCUUGGCUGCAGGAGUUGCCGCAAGGAGGUGUACCAAGUGCUUCCCAGCUGUCUCCACCCCCAUCGUUCUGCCCCAGACACUGAGGUCCAGUGCCGAGGGCCUUCUGGCGGUUCCCCCGCUGCAAGAAGCCAUGUUACAGGGAACCAGGCAGAAGGCCUUCUCAGUAGUGGCACCCGCCCAGUGGAACAUCCUCCCACCAGAUAUCAAAGAGAAAAACAACUACAAGACUUUUAGAAGACAACUGAAAGCAGCCCUGUUUAGGGAAGCUUUUAAUGUUUAAUAGGUUAUUGUAUUUUAAUAUUCUGUUGGAAACCACCCAGAGUGGCUGGGGAAGCCCAGCCAGAUGGGUGGGGUAUAAAUAAUAAAUUAUUAUUAUUAUUAUUAUUAUUAUUAUUAUUAUCAUCAUCAUCAUCUUAGGGACUCCAUUCUGCAUUUGUGUAGGGUUUUUCUUCUCCCAAAGAUAUCCCGCAAGGCCGCAGCAGAAAUAUAUAUGGGGGGGGGGGAGGGAAAAAGAAUAGAAAUGAGAUGCCUUGCCCAUUCUGGUCUACUCCUCAGAUCAAAAUGCUUCAAUUGCUCUGCCUGCAGUACCAUGCCUACCUAGGGGCACUGCUAUUGAAUGGCUGCUAGAGAAAAAUAAGGGAGGAAAGGGAACCCCUUUUUAAGAACAUAAGAAUAUUUCGUUGAGUAAGGCCAAUUGCCCAUCUAGUCCAGCAUCCUUUACCCACAGUGUACAGGGUAUGCCUGUGGGAUUCCUUUAAGGAGGACCUGAGUGUAACAGCGUUUUUCCCUCUUGUGUUUUUCCAGUAACAGAAGCAUUAGUGCCUCAAACUAUGGAUGCAGAGCACAGCCAUCAUAACUGGUCCCUGUCGAUAGCCUUGGCCUCCAUGAAUUGGUCUAAUCCUCUUCUGAAGACAGCCAUGUCGGUGCCCAUCGCUGUCUCCUAUUGGCAAUGAUUUCCAUAGUUUAUCUAUGUGCUGCCUGAAUAAGUGCUUUUGUUUUGUUUAUCCCGAAUCAUCCAAUGUUCAGCAUUAUUGGAUGUCUCUGAGUCCAGGUGGUAUGAGAGGGGGAGGAAAACUUUUUCACGGUGUACUUUCCUCAUGUCUUGCAGAAUUUUAUACACUUUAAUAAUACAUUUUAUACACUUCUUCUUUAAUUCUCUCCACCCUUCAAAUCAACACUGAAGGGCAAAGCAGGCAUGCGCACACCAAAGAAAAAAGAAAAAACACCCGUAUUUUUCUGCAGUUUGAUAGUCUUCUUUCUCAGGAGCCUCUCUCCCAUGUCUGCAGUUUUAAGACCAGUUUCCCACAAAACACAGGAGGAGGUUAAGGGAAUCCUUUUUUUAACCACUCUAAACCUCCAAAAGCUGCCCUUCCAGGAAAACCCCUGCAGCUUCUGAAAUUUGGCAGGAUUCACUACUUCAUCAAGGGGCUACAACUGAUGUAAUUUUAAUUAAGUUCUUCCUAUUCAAAACCAAAAACUUAUACAAGGUUAUUUAAAAUAAUAAGAAUAAUGGUGCCCAACAGAAAAAUGAAAAAUCCUGGACCAACUGAUAUGUAACUUGGCAGGCUUAGUCCUCUAUGCAGUGAAACCUCAAUUUUCGAACGUCGCUGUUGAUGAACAUUUCAGUUUUCGAACGCCGUAAACCCAGAAGUAAAUGUUUUGGUUUUCAAACACACCUCAGAAGUCGAACAUGCCACGCAGGUUCUGCUGAGUGCAAGAUCCUGAGGCCUAGCUGUAGGCUAUUGGGUUUUUGGUUUUCAAAUGUUUUCAAAUGUUUCAGAUCUCAAACCGUCUUCCGGAACGGAUUAUGUUCAAAAACCCAGGUAACAUUGUACCUGCAAAUUCCACCCACUUUGGACAAAAUGGAGAGAGAGAGAGAGAGAGAGCCAUGUUAUGAUUUCCCUGUAUUAGGGAAGGAAUGAAGCUUUGUUUUUCUGAAGCAGAUUGGGGCUUUGAACUCUAUGCUAACUUGGAUACCCCCAAAGCACUUUGGACUAAAGUAGGAUAUUUUCCAAAGUGCCGAAUUUGGGUCUAAGCCAGAUCUUAUGGUUGGUGCACAUCCAAUAUAAGCAGCAUAAACAAGCAAAUAAAUUCCCAGGUUGCCCUAAAGUUUUGACAAACACAAGAUUCAAAGGCAAAUUUUGAGUUCCUGCUAGAAUGAAAUAUCUAAGGACUAAAAACGGAAUUGUAGAGUGGCAAUAACUGUAGCUGAUUUCCCCCCCCCCCCUUAUCUGGAGUGGUCCACCACAGCUCUAUAUGGGUAUUUUAUUUUAUUUCCCCUUAUUCAAAGAACAACAAGAAAUACUAGGAUAUUUCCUGACAUUUCCUGUCCUUUCAACUGACAAACUGUGCGCUGCACACCUUGGCUCUAUACACACCAUAUAUUUAAAGCAUCCUUGAAAGAAUCCUGGGAACUUUUCUUUUUUAAGGAAGCUGGGAAUUGUAGCUCUGUGAGAGGUAUUUUUUUUUCUUUGGAGGGGUGCUUUAAAUGAAUGACAUGAAGCAGGGACAUAGCAAGGGUUGCUGGUAUCCAGGGCGGGGCGGAUGCUGUGCCCCCUGGUGGUCUGGGCAGCGGUCAGCCCAUUCGCCAGCCAGCAUUUAAUCAAGGGAGUCGCUCCUUGCUAACUAGCCCCAAGCUGGGAGCAGAGAUAAGGCAAAUAUAUGUGAAGCCAGGAGCAGCACUGUGUCUCGUUGCCUUCCUGUCCUUGCAGCACGGUGCUCUGGACAACGCAUUGCCAGGAUGCUGUCAGCAGCUCCCAGCUGGUUGCCCAGGAAAAGUAUAAAGACAAGGAAAAGUUUCUUACCGUCCUUUUUUAUUUCAAUCUUUACAGAGAGAGGCUAUAGAACCCAGCCUCUUGGAUAAUGGCGUUGUCCCGAGUGAAUCUCCAUACACCCCGUCUCUCCCACUUCCUCAUUCAUCUCUUCUGCGGGUGCCUGCUACAUGCCCUCUGUCUUUGAGCUCUUUGCUCUCCUACUUUUAAGGCUCGCCGGGUUCUGGGAGAUGGAGGGUCUAGGAUGCUUUCUAGCAACAACAUGUCAUCCAGGUGUUGCUCUGGCUCUCCCAUGAUUUCCCAGCUUUUCCUCUCAUCUGCCUCUGAGCUGUGACCUGCCUCAAACCCCUGUUGUAAAUCUAUACAGCGGUACCUCUGGUUGCGGACGGGAUCCAUUCCAGAGGUCCGGUCAGACUCCGAGGUUUCCACAACCUGAGGACCACUUCUGUGCAUGCGCAUAUGGCGAAACCCAGUAAAAUACUUCCGGGUUUGCCACACGCACAUCCCAAAGUUUACAUAAACAGAGGGUUGCGUAAACAGAGGUACGACUGUACAGUCAUAGCUCUUGUUAUGUUUGCUUCAGGUUAAAUCUUUUCAGGUUGCGUCCUGUGGUGACCCGGAAGUACCAGAAAGGGUUACUUCCGGGUUUCGCCACUCGCACAUGCGCAGACGCUCAAAAUGACAUCAUGCGCAGAAGCGGCGAAGCAGACAUGGGUUGUGUUCUGCUCAUGUUGCGAAUGGGGCUCCGGAACGGAUCCUGUUCACAACCAGAGGUACCACUGUACUGUCUUCCUCCUCCCUGGAAGGGUCAGGAUGGAGAGGCGGUCUCCACCAUUCCUCCUCUGCCCAGUCCCUGACAUGCGCACGUUCCCACCUUCCUCUUCCUCCCUCCCUCUUUGGUGGGCAGCAGCAGACCCUUCCCCCCUCCUCAGCUUGCCCAGGGGCAGGGCAUGUGUGGGCAUCCAUUCACUGGCUACGAAAAGAAGGAAGAGGCGGUGCCAUGCCAGCCUUGAAGGCUCAGCCUGGGCGUGGCUUGCCUCCCCUUGGCUCCGGCCUCGAUGAGGGAACCUGUCAUGAGGGUGCCAGUUUACGCCUCCUCAGAAAUUUGUGCCAGGGGCUCCCCACGCUACGCCGCUGGUUUGAACGCUGCCUUAGAGACCUUACAUGAAACCGCUUAAAUCCAGAUAUUUUUAAACAAUUGCAGAUAAAUUAGGAGUGGGGGAAGCCUGGAGCUUUAGAAUGGGUGGAGAUUACCUCCUCACUUUGCUUCAGAGUGCUAUAAAUUACACGUCCGAGGGAAGUUGUGCUAGAAAAGCCCCUCAAGAAAAAGAAGGAAGUGUCAUUUUUGUGGUAAAUAGCACUGAAGCCAAAUGUGUUAUCACAGUGAAAACUCGCAAGAAAGGAAGCAUACGGAACGAUAGGACGUUCCGUUUUGCAGUGAACACUGAGGGAAACAAGUCUUGUAACAUUAAAGGUUUCGAUUCUAUGCAUACUUACUUGGGAACAAGACCCACUGGACUUAGUGGGACUGACUUCUGUGUAAACUUGCCUAGGACUGGGCUGCAGAUAUAGAAAGAGGUAUAGGCAGACCUUUGGAGAAAUAGGCAAACCUUUGAAUAACUUGAACCCAAAAAUGUUUAGCUUUGCCUCCAGACUGCCAUAUUUUGCGGGAGGAGGAAUUUGGUUGUCUACCGGAAAUUUAGGUUUGCACAUUUCAGGUGGUCUAAAGCACGCUCUGAUAUCAGUCAAGCUUGCAAAAAAUUGCCAUUUGCCCGACAAUAAAUGUUGGAAAUGUAAUGAGACUGAAGGUACAUUCUUUCACCUUUGGUGGACAUGCCCAAGGAUUAAGACAUUCUGGGAGAUGAUUUAUAAUGAAAUGAAAAAGGUAUUCAAAUAUACCUUCUUGAAGAAACCAGAGGCCUUUCUCCUGGGCAUGGUCGGCCAAUUGGUGCCAAAGAAGGAUAGAACUUUUUUUAUGUAUGCAACAACAGCAGCAAGAAUACUCAUCGCAAAGUAUUGGAAGACACAAGAUUUACCCACCCGGGAAGAAUGGCAGAUGAAGUUGAUGGACUAUAUGGAAUUGGCGGAAAUGACUGGCAGAAUCCGAGACCAGGGAGAAGAAUUGGUGGAAGAAGACUGGAAAAAAUUUAAAGACUAUUUACAGAAAUAUUGUAAAAUUAAUGAAUGUUAGAAAAAUGUUGGAAUGAAAUUAUAUGGCUUUAGUAGAAAUGUUAUAAGGAAAUAAGUAUAAAUAGAUAAAUAGAGUAUUAAAGGAAAAAUAAGGUUAGAAUGUGUUAAGAUAAUUAUAGGAUAGAAAACAGAGGAAGAUGGAAAGGAAUUGCUGAAACAAUUAACAGAAGUGGAAUACAAAAGGGAGGUGUGAGGAGGUCGUGGAAAUAAGUGAAUGAAAGAUAAGAUAUUGAAAUUGUUUGAUUUAUUUUAAACUGUUUUUGUUUUGUUUUGUUAGUUUAAUGUGUUUAAUGUGUUUAAUGUGUUAAUGUUAUGUAGUGUUUUUGUACUGUAUUGUAUUGUAUUGUAUUGUUUUUGUAGUGUUUAAAUUGUUGGAAAAGCAAUAAAUAUUAAUUUAAAAAUAAAAUAAAAUAAAGUACGCUCUGAUAGAAGAAAUUCCCAUUUGAAGAAGAAAGUGGCCGGAAGAUGCACGGAAAUGUGUGGGAUGAACACAGGAUUCACGGGGAGAUGUAUAACUUCUACAUAAGCAAAUCUAGGUGAAAUCAGGAUGAACAGUCAUUGUCGUCUAACUGCCCCACAUUCAAAUCAGAAUGAAUGCUCAAUAAACAGGCCGUCUGGUGGAUUUCUAGGACUUUAAUAGUCAUAACUAGCUCUUUAAAUGUAGACCUAAACUGAAUUUUUCAGGCACCUACAAUUAAUUUGGUGUUAAGAAUUGCCUUAACUAGCUCUCUGUCCUUCCAGCUGAGAAAUGUAUCCACGUCUCUUAUGUGAAUUGUUUGCCUGCAGAAUUAGUUUAUUUUAUUGGCAGGAAAGAAAUGAGAAACCCUGGCAAUAAAUAUGGGAGUCAAAUGUUCAAUAACCAAAGAGACCAAGGACUUAGCAUUUCCAGUUUGUCUUAGUGACAGGUAAGAUUUUAUUUCUGGCUUGCAAGUUCAGUGAGUGUCAAAAUGUUCAGCGUGGGGCCUUGUCCACUUUCUUGUUGAUGUUUCCAUUUUGCAGGACACCUCAUUCCAGGCUUGACAUUCCCUGUUCUUCAACUGGUACCUGCAUCAAUUUUAUCUUUCUUUCGCUUUUGAGGAGAAAAUGCCACUCUGUCCCAUCCCAUUCUGUUCGCAGAGGUAUUACUUAUUCUCCAUUCCGCAGAGAUUUGAGAGUCAUUGCUGAGAUUGCACUGAAAUGAGGGAUGGAAAAUCAUUUUCAGACUGAGGCUCACAUACCCUUCUGCACACCUGUCCGGGACCACAUGACGGUGGUGGGUGGAGUUAGGCAACAACGCGGAAACUUACCAAUGCUCUUUUUAUAAAAGGUUGCUCUCACUCACUCACCUGUCUGUCAUAUUCUUGCACUCCAGCAUCACAAUGCAGCACAGCUCAAGGACUGUCUACAUGAAUGUCCUAACACAGGAGUGGGGAACCGGUUUCAGCCAAGACAUUCCAUCCCUGAAAAGUACACAGAGGAAAAGUUAAAAGAAUGGAGCUGUUUGCCACAUCCUCUUUAAGCUCUAUGCUCUAUGUGAUUUCAAAGCUCAGAUAAGCACCUGAUCAGCUGUAGCAGAGUCAGGUAGCCGUGUUGGUCUGACACAGAUGAAAUAAUAAUAAUAAUAAUAAUAAUAAUAAUAAUAAUAAUAAUAAAUUAAAAAUUGUCCAGUAGCACCUUAGAAACCAACUAAGUUAGUUCUGGAUACAGUGGUACCUCAGGUUACACACGCUUCAGGUUACAUACGCUUCAGGUUACAGACUCCGCUAACCCAGAAAUAAUGCUUCAGGUGAAGAACUUUGCUUCAGGAUGAGAACAGAAAUGGUGCUCCGGCAGCCAGGCGGCAGCAGGAGGCCCCAUUAGCUAAAGUGGUACCUCAGGUUAAGAACAGUUUCAGGUUAAGAACGGACCUCCAGAACAAAUUAAGUACUUAACCCAAAGUACCACUGUAUAAGCUUUCGUGAUGGAGAGAGAGAAUGGAUUUCUGUGGUGAGGAAGGGAAAGAGAGAGAGAAAAGAUAUUUGACACUCAUGCACAAACACAAAUGCCCUGGCUCUGGAAGAAGGAUUACAACGAAUGCUGGAUUCGGUGCUGAUUUAGGAACCUAUGGGCAUUGGUACCCAGAAAUGCAUUUUAUCAGUGUUGGCUCAUGUGCAAACAGCAUCUCUGGCCACAGCAGACCUGGUCACAGGGGUCCACACUCUGGCCACAUCUAGGCUAGGCUGCUGCAAUGCAUUCUAUGUGGUGCUGCCUUUAAGGACUGUCUGGAAACACCAGCCGAGUCCAAAACGAGAGUCCUCAUGGGUGUGCAGCAGUUAGCUUCAAUAGCGCCUGUAUUAUCCCAGCUGCGGAGCCUUCCAGCAUGUUGCCAGGCCCAAUUGAAAGUGAUGUCUUUAACCUUUAAAGCUUUAAAUGCUUUGGGCCUGUGCUAUCUGGAGGCACUCGUGCCUGCUUGUUGAGAUCUCUAUCAGAAGCCCUCUUGGGGUUGCAUUCAGCUGUGGGAAAUGUUGCGUUAGUUUUCCUGAUUAUAACGCUAAGGCUUCUGUCCUGUUUUCUAAUGUUCCUUUCACACUGCACGCAGCACCUCUCGUGUUGUGCAAGGGUAGCUUUUCAACCAAGAUUUCCAGCAAGUGGCGCUGAAUUUUGUUCACACCGGUGGGCAUGGUGUGACAAAACAAGGAGCGUCACUGGACAACAUUCUCCCACCCUCUCUGCACCUGUGUGGUUCUGUUCACCCAUGAAAACAGCAAGAGGAAACUGUACACUGAUAUACACCCCAUCCCCUGCCAUUUCAACACUUUGCUCCUGCAAUUUUCCAGAUUUGAAGGGGCUGAAAAUGAAUUCCCCCUCCCUCUGGAGACAAAUGCAGCAGAAUUAAGUGCCAAGCAUGUACAGUGGUACUUCAGGUUACAUAUGCUUCAGGUUACAGACUCCGCUAACCCAGAAAUAGUACCUCGGGUUAAGAACUUUGCUUCAGGAUGAGAACAGAAAUUGUGAGGCGGCGGCGCAGCAGCAGCGGGAGGAGGCCCCAUUAGCUAAAGUGGUGCUUCAGGUUAAGAACAGUUUCAGGUUAAUAAUGGACCUCCAGAACGAAUUAAGUUCUUAACCCGAGGUACCACUGUACUAUAUUCCAUUUGUUGUUGUUUAGUCGUUUAGUCGUGUCCGACUCUUCGUGACCCCCUGGACCAGAGCACGCCAGGCACUUCUGUCUUCCACUGCCUCCUGCAGUUUGGUCAAACUCAUGUUCGUAGCUUCGAGAACAGUGUCCCACCAUCUCGCCCUCUGUCGUCCCCUUCUCCUUGUGUCCUCAGUCCUUCCCAACAUCAGGGUCUUUUCCACGGAGUCUUCUCUUCUCAUGAGGUGGCCAAAGUAUUGGAGCCUCAGCUUCACGAUCUGUCCUUCCAGUGAGCACUCAGGGCUGAUUUCCUUCAGAAUGGAUGCGUUUGAUCUUCUUGCAGUCCAUGGGACUCUCAAGAGCUUCCUCCAGCACCAUAAUUCAAAAGCAUCAAUUCCAUUAGUUUUCUGGAAGUAGCUUUUACAUCGUGAGAAAGCUCAAAUAUAAUGAAGGUGGCGGGCUCUCCUUCAUUGGAGGUUUCUAAGCAAAGGUUGGAUGGCCAUCUGUCAUGGAUGCUUCAGUUAAGGUUCCUGCAUUGCAGGGGGAUGGACUAGAUGACCCCCUGGUUCCCUUUCUUUCCCUCUACAAUUCUAUGAGUCUAUGGUUCUCAUGUGGAAAUUAACAGGUCAUUGUCAUGAAAAUGGCAUAAACCAGGGGUAGGCAAACUAAGGCCCGGGGGCCGGAUCCGGCCCAAUCGCCUUCUCAAUCCAGCCCGCGGAUGGUCCGGGAAUCAUGUUUUUACAUGAAUAGAAUGUGUCCUUUUAUUUAAAAUGCAUCUCUGGGUUAUUUGUGGGGCCUGCCUGGUGUUUUUGGAUGAGUAGAAUGUGUCCUUUUAUUUAAAAUGCAUCUCUGGGUUAUUUGUGGGGCAUAGGAAUUCAUCCAUAUAUUUUUUUUCAAAAUAUAGUCUGGCCCACCACGUGGUCUGAGGGAUGGUGGACCGGCCCACGGCUGAAAAAGGUUGCUGACCCCUGGCAUAAACUGUUGUGUGAAUGCUUCUUAAAAUAUUGCACCCAGAACUAGUUGCCACCUGAACCACUACAGAAGAGUGUGAAACUCCUCCUCAUCCCUGAGACUUUGUUUCUGUGCUUAAGGUUUUUUUUUUUUUAGCAGCUGCAUUUCUCUACUGGCACAAGUACAGUUUACGUUCCGUGGGACACCUACAUCCUUUUCACAUGUACAGGUAUGAAGGCACCCAGCUGCAGAAUCCAGGUGGAUUAAAAGGAUAA